This is a messenger RNA of Phalacrocorax carbo (great cormorant), 2025 nucleotides long. The record is from RefSeq and is a predicted model, not a curated record. Lineage: Eukaryota; Metazoa; Chordata; Aves; Suliformes; Phalacrocoracidae.
AGGAGGAGGAGGAAGGGAGCCGGCCCGUCCCAGGCCUGCAGCCCGUGCGGGAGAGCCCCCCGGGGGCGGGCCGCGGCGGCAUGCGGCUCCCCGGCCGGCUCGGCCCGCUCCGCAGCACGGCGCUGGCUGCCCGGCCGCCGGGGAGGCUGCGAGCGGGGCCGGCGGCGGCGGGGAGGCGCGCCUUGGCCCGCGGGCGGCUCGGCGGCACCAUGGCAGAGGAGGCCAAGCGGCUGGCAGCCUGCGCGGCGGUGGACAAGCACGUCCAGAACAAUCAAGUUCUUGGGAUUGGAAGUGGUUCUACGAUUGUCCACGCAGUGCAUCGAUUAGCCGAGCGGGUUAAACAGGAGAACCUGACGAUUGUCUGCAUCCCUACGUCUUUUCAGGCCCGUCAGCUGAUCCUGCAGAACGGCUUAACGCUAAGUGACUUGGACCGACAUCCAGAGCUUGAUGUCGCCAUCGAUGGCGCGGAUGAAGUGGACUCUGACCUCAACCUUAUCAAAGGUGGCGGUGGUUGCUUGACGCAGGAGAAGAUAGUUGCAGGAUAUGCAAAAUGCUUCAUUGUUAUUGCUGAUUACAGGAAAAAAUCAAAGAGCCUUGGGGAGCAAUGGAAGAAGGGAAUUCCUAUUGAAGUCAUCCCCAUGGCUUAUGUCCCCGUCACCAGAGCCCUGACCAAAAACUUUGGAGGCAGUGCGGAGCUGCGGAUGGCUGUUAGCAAAGCGGGCCCCGUGGUGACGGACAAUGGGAACUUCAUCCUGGACUGGAAGUUUGACGAGGUUCAUGAAUGGAGUAAAGUUAACACUGCUAUAAAAAUGAUACCAGGUGUUGUAGAGACGGGACUCUUCAUUGACAUGGCAGAGGUGGUGUACUUCGGCAUGGAGGACGGCUCGGUCAGCGUGCGGGAGAAGCAGCCUCGCUGACACCAGCACACUGCCUGCUCUGCUUCGCCUUCGGCCAGUUUGAUUCAGCUGUUGUAACGGUGCCAACCUGACGUUUUGCCUUAACGAGCAGUGGUUAUCGCAGAAGACGGAUGGGAAGUUGAUCAGAAUCCGCUGAUGUGAUACUGAAUGUCUUUUUUUAAAAACAACAAAACCAAUUAUAUUCUAUUUCUAUAUAUAUAUAUUUUUACUUUACAGGAAUGUUGUCUUUUUUUAAAGAAUCAUUUAAACAAAUUGCUUUAACCUUUUAUUUUAUUUUCUAAGAAAUACUUACCAAAAAGAAUAUUCCUUGUUUUGGGGGUUGUUUUUAGUUUAGUUUUGUUUUUUUUUUUCCUUUUUUGAACAGAACUUGAACCCUUCUGGUUGCUCAGAGUGCUUAGUGACUGAGGUGAGAAAUACAAUCCUAAUGCAUCCUUCACCACCCUGACUAGGAGGGUGGUGCACACAAUGGGAACGCAUCCAGUCGGGACCUACCGAUGCCUUAUUUGGAACCUUUUUGGUCCACUAUUUUAUGCCUUUUAAUUUUCUAUACCACUGUUUUUUAAUAGUUCAGGAUGUCUAGUUGUCCUCUGUGCACAUGACAAUUCUCUGAGCCUAGGGUGGUCUCUACAUCCCUCUGCCUGGGACAUUAAUAAGGGCCUUUUCUGGGCCUCUGUAUGGAGAUGAUCAUCCUUUGAGCCAAAUUCUGCUCUCCAUUAAUUCAGUACCUCUGAUUAAAGUCUGUUCCUGUAGCUGGAGAUGUUUGGAACUUCAUCCUUGUAAACCGAGAGCAGGACUGGGUCCUUGAUGAAGUUUACAGAAGCAUAUUUGAGCAGCUCAGGGCAUGAUGGAAUACUGUUCAGUGGCAAAUGAUUUGAUAUGGAAUGAAGGUUAAUUAUCACCCCUGGCAGCUGGUUGAUUUGUGGAAGGAUAGGGCAGAACACACAGGAAAACGGAGUCUUCCUGCCUAAAUUUUUCCACAUGUAGCAGGAGAGAGACACUCGUUCAGUAUCUUGUUCUCAGUGUAUAGGUGCUUUGUGUGGUUCUGGUGUCAAAAUGCAAGCCAUCUCUUUGUGUUGUAGACACUGAAAUAAAGAGCUGAUAUACCAGA